AUGAACUCGAGAGUGACAAUGGACAAACUCGAGGGAUACGCCCGUCAACUCUCCGACGCAGCCCAAGCCCUAACCGCCUACAGUCGCCUUCUCCAUGGACCCUUUCUCUCUACAAAAGCGCCAACAGAAAUCCAACAGGCGCGACGGUUAAUUCUCUCCAAUCUGACCCAGAUUCAGAUCCUCCUCAGUGAACCGGAGGCCUUUCUCCAGCAGCUAGCGACGCAGAACCAAUAUCUUGCCUGUAUUCACUGGCUCGGCGAGUUCCAAGUAUUGGCCUGCAUCCCCCUAUCCCACAGUGUCCCCUUCGAAGAUGUGGCCGAACUAGCGGGGAUUCCGGAGUCACAUCUGCGUCGGGUCGUCCGCAUGAUAGCGACAACGGGAUUCCUGCAGGAGCCUGAGCCAGGCCACGUCGCGCAUAGCGCCUUGUCAGCCCACUUUGUAACACGACCGUCGUAUCUUGACGCAGCCAUGUUUCUCGCUGAGACGGCCGCCCCGGCUGCCCUGCAGAUGCCCGCCACUAGUCGGGACCCCGCCUCCGCCUCUUUAUUGAUGACUACAGCUUCUGGACAGCAGCCCAGGGUCCAACGGCAAUGGUCCGCCUACCUGCAGUACGGACUGGGCCACACGGAUGGUAAUGCACUAGAGCCGCUGGAUCAAUUUGACUGGGCGGGGUUAGGAGGUGCGACUGUAGUGACGUCUGGAACACGCGCUGUUCCCGCCAUCCGCAGCCUAGCAGAGCGAUAUCCAACCCUCCUUCGACUCAUCGUCCAGACCGACGGGGAUCUCGGACCUGAUGGAAUCUGUCCGCGCAUAACACCUCAGAGCCGAACUCCAGGCACAUUACAGAAUGUCCCCGAUGCGGAUGUCUACGUUAUCGGACUGCCGUCUCCCUCACCCGCACUCCCUGUCUCAGCCAUCCUCGAUCAGAUGGCAUGUGAGCUCCGCGCUCAUCUACCUGUAGCGCGGGCUGCGCGACGUCCCGCGAUCUUGAUGCUCGCUCCUCGCUUGCUAUGUGAUCAGGGCUCCUCGACGGAGUCAACUGGCCAGCUCGUGGCUCGGUUGCACGACCUGUCGCUUUUGCAGCUCGCCAAUGAGCGGGCGAUGGAGAUGGCUGAGCUGAUUCAGAUCGUUAACAGUAUCGGGGAUGGGACGGGUCGUCUAGGGGUGGUACGGCGGAUGGGCACCCCUCAUACGGCGGGUGUUUUGUUGGAAGUUCGAUAUCAUGCGUACGGCAGUGAUCGGUAA
Penicillium concentricum is the source of this 1245-nucleotide messenger RNA. RefSeq names its product trypacidin cluster transcriptional coactivator tpcD (gene tpcD). The coding region runs from base 1 to 1245 and encodes 414 amino acids. Lineage: Eukaryota; Fungi; Ascomycota; Eurotiomycetes; Eurotiales; Aspergillaceae. The record is from RefSeq and is a predicted model, not a curated record. The transcript is spliced from 3 exons. Gene Ontology annotation, molecular function: methyltransferase activity.